Molecule: messenger RNA, 756 nt
Organism: Racocetra persica
Lineage: Eukaryota; Fungi; Glomeromycota; Glomeromycetes; Diversisporales; Gigasporaceae
Source: the annotation of a GenBank genome assembly
AUGCCAUUGCAAUUUUGGUAUCUACUACAGGAACCCUUAUUUGACCCAGAUAUCAUUCCAGUUAAUAAUGCUGAUAAUGAUACUGUCAGCGGGGAGGACGCGGUUACAUCAAAUUUACAUAUUACACAGGAUGAAGCUCGAAAAAUACAUGAAACGUCCUUAAUUGUGUUUCGAAGAUUAAUUGAGAUUUUAAGAAGCAAAAUCCAAUAUCCACCAGACACAGAGUGGUCCGAAUGGACUAAAGAUGUAAAAGAACAGUUUAAAAUAUAUAGAAGAGACGUCGGAGACACGGUUAUGAAUUCAUAUUAUAUAUUGCGGGAUCAAAUGUUAGCAUUCUUUGUAGAUCUCGCAAUUACGCAAUUGAAUUCACCGGGAAGAAAUCCAAGUCAGUGGCAGGAUCUAGAAUCAACGUUAUUUUGCAUCAAGUCUAUAGCUGAAGCCGUAGACAAUAAUGAAAAUGUAUACUUGCCACGUUUAUUCGGCGCAGAAGUAUAUGGAAUGCUGCCUUUGCAGGGGCAUAUGCGACUAAGGAACACAGCUCUCUCUCUUAUCGGUUCUUAUGCUGAUUGGUUUAAAUCUCAUCCCCAAUACAUAUUAUCGGCUCUUAAUUACCUUAUACCUGCACUAAGCGACGCAGAGUUGGCUUUUUCAGCUGCCAUGUCAUUCAAAGAAGUGUGCGACGCAUGCCGUGAUUCAUUAGUCGGUGACAUAGAUAAUCUUGUUAACAUGUAUAUGGUUGUUGGCCCACAUAUUCAA